Mollisia scopiformis is the source of this 1166-nucleotide messenger RNA. RefSeq names its product RmlC-like cupin. NCBI's taxonomy places the organism in Eukaryota, Fungi, Ascomycota, Leotiomycetes, Helotiales, Mollisiaceae. The record is from RefSeq and is a predicted model, not a curated record. The transcript has 4 exons. Bases 385 to 1098 code for a protein of 237 amino acids.
GAUUGCAAUGCAUAAGUCUUCAUGAAAUCUUGCAAAGAACAUUCUUUUUCUUUCUUCUCUCUUUCCUAUAAGAUACCCAGACCUUCCUGAUGAGGGUGUUUCUCCUGUUAUUUUCUAUCACUGUCGCAUUCUUCGCCAUUACAUUCAGAGACACACUCCUCACUACCAUCGAAUCAUUGACCACCGACUUCUUUGACACCAACACAACGUCUUUUAAAGGUCUUCCUCUUUUCCCACUUCGUUCUAUAUACAGAGCACCGAAAGCUGCAAACAUGACGGUCGCACGAACUAUCCGCAAGGCAUUUCUUGCAGUCGAGUAAGCUGAGGGAGCGAGUCCGCAGAUCUAUCGGCACGCCACAACUGAAGAACUUCUCUCCAUUCCUCAUGCUCGACCACUUUACGAUCAAACCAGGAGCAGGCUUCCCGGAUCAUCCACAUCGCGGGCAGGAGACGAUCACAUACUUGCUGGAAGGCGCAGUGGACCACGAAGACUUUGCUGGGAAUGCGGGCACAAUUAAGGCUGGAGACCUGCAAUUCAUGACUGCAGGCCGGGGCAUAAUGCAUGCAGAAAUGCCACGACAAAACCCUGACGAUAGCGCCAACGUGGGAAUGCAACUUUGGGUUGAUCUGCCAGAGAAGUUAAAGAAGUGCGAGCCACGGUACCGAGAUCUUCGAGCAAAGGAGAUUCCAAGUGUGGACGUAGAUGAUGGAAAGGUGCAUAUCAAGGUUAUCUCAGGGCAAAGCCAUGGAGUCGACAGCGUCAAGGAACUUGCGUAUACACCAGUUUGGAUUAUGGACAUCGAGAUCAAGCCGGGAGGCAAGGUUGUACAAAAUCUGCCUGAAGGAUGGAAUGCUUUUGCGUAUACUCUUAGUGGAAGCACGGCAUUUGGUGUUGGCAAGGACAAGACGAUCGUUGGACAAUACCACAAUGUUGUUUUUGAGCAGAAGGGGGAUGAAGUUGUAGCAGAAGUUGAGGAGGAGGCUAAGGAGAAUGAACAUUUCACGCUUUGUCACGUGGCCCCACUUUUCCUCUAUUGGCCGAGCCACUUCUCGGUUACUUGUAAACUACAAUAUGGGAAUUGGGAAUGUGGUUUCUGAAGCAUUUCAUUCACUUUAACUCUUUUCGGUUGCGAUUUUAGUCCCUAUUGCAAGUAUAAAGAGAUGGC